AUGAAGUAUGAGCCGGCUACCAGCUCACCUUCAAGCACUCCCAUCAACACUAAGCUGAUGACUAUGUCUCGGCCCGACACACUAUCUGCCAGCACUAAGAACCAACUGCGUGGGAAAGCUGGCCCCGUAUCACAUUCACCAACUCUGCGACAUCGUGCCCGAUCAGUAUCGAGCGGUCUUCCCCCACGUGGUCUCGUCGCAUCGCGGGUCAAUACCAUCAACAUGGUUAGCCCAUUGACUGGUGUAGUCGUCCCCGCACUCAGUGAUCGCGACACACUGCCAUCUCAGGCAAAACCCUCUCCACCGACGCCAACGCCUCAAUAUCGCCCCGGUGCACGCUCGGCUCAUAGCUCCCCGCUGAAGCGCAAAUGCAAGAUCGACGACUUCGCUCUUCCGCCACCCCCGCCGACCGUAUCCGCAAACGAAGCUGCUCAGGACGCUGUACUAGCUGCAUCGGACCUCGUCGCAUCUAGUAACAAAGGCAUUGUCCAGAGCGAGGCCUCGAACAACGACCGCUUUAAAGCCCUAGACGACUCAACAGCGGGUAGUACACCAUUCCACCGUGGCCACCGACGAAACAAGACAAGCUCAUCACAGGUGGUCUCACGCAGUAACCCGCUAAAGGGAGCUACAUACGGUACGGAAUCGAUUCGCGCGACAGCAGGACAGUAUAGCCAUUGGCUGACAGAUCCACACCAUACUUUCUCUCCAGACGACUAUUCAGGUGUGGAUUUGUUCAGCUGCGAUACUUCUCCUGAGGUGCGUGCUACCAAACGACAGUCGCUACCAGGCUACAGCAGUAUAACCUCCACCAUGGAGUCAGGCAGGUCGGAAGAGUUCCAUGAUUACACCCUAUCACCGAGGACGACAGCGGACGAAACCAAAGAAGAUGAGCGCACACCGUCCAAUCGAUCCUACACCCCUAGCUACGCCGAAUCUUCUCCGGGAGCUGGAGCGACAUCUUCGGCGGCUGAGCCACAUUUGCCGCUUCGUAGGGUCGAGAAGUUCAACGAUACCGAGAGCUUCAACUUGAAUGAGAGCCCCUUCUCACAAUACGAAUAUGCGCUCUCGCUCUCGGACAUGGAUACCGACGAUGUUCGCGAACUCUACCCAUUGGAAGCCUUUACCCAAACAAGCGCUCAAGAUGGCUGCGCCAUCCAUGACUGGGCGUCCCCAUGGCCAUCGGGGCAGCCUGUGAAGAAACUCCUCCGCUUUGCUUCCCGACCAGACUUUGCGCCCUCCAUGCAUUAUGAUUCAGAAUCAGAUGACUACCCUUCUCUGCAGAACCUCCUUGAUUUGAACGAGCAUGGUCCUGAGCCACGAAUGAGUCCGCUCCGUGCUGUCAACGCUCACCCUCAGGCACAAGAUGAUGGGCUGACGACCCUCGCACCAGUUUCCUACUAUCCGGAUGUUGGAUCAGAGAUGACUAUCCUUCUCCCGCGAACGUACAAUGCGACUUCCGACGACGAUGAAAUGACUCUUCCUUCACGCACACACAAUGCGACUAGUAGCGAUGAAAUUAUGUGUCUCCUCCCGCUGACGUACGAUGCGAAUUCUGUGAGCGCACUGGAGAACGCGUCGACAAUCAAGCGGAAGCCGAUACUGCGAAAGGCCAAAGACGGGUCGCUUCGAACUUCUGCACCGUCUUCCAGCUCUCCAAACUGGGUGGUGCAUGACGUAUACGAUAGCGAGGAGGAUCUCUGGAUGAAACCCUGCAGCGGCGUUUCGACGAAUACGGAAGCCUCGGGCCGUCACCACCGCGAUGAGUUGGAUGACCGCGACGCCAACAUUGAACAAAUCCAUAUUGAGAAGAGGCACAAACGCAAUGGCUUGAAGACCACACAUGAGCAAACCGCGAACUCUGUCGGCAAGUUCAUUGAUCCGCGCUCAAAUGCAGAUGUUAUCAAAGAACCCGCACCAAUCGGCUCAAUCACCCGUCGUCCACUCCCGAUCAUCAGUCAUGUUCUGAACCCUCCACUCCCAACCAACACCGGUAUUCUGGACCUCAGCUUCCAGUUCCCAGCCCGACAUCCGGAGCAACAGCGCGGUGUCAGCAUGCCUCUCUUUCCCCCGCCUUCUGCUGCGCUUGCUCAAGAAAAGAAACAUGCGCGACGCAAAUCUUUUGGGAAGUUGCUUGGUGCUUUCGGCAAGAAGGAGCAAGAGCCUACGGCGGCAGAGGCGAAAGAGAAGCCAAAGAAGUCGCUCGGUCGGCGCAUUAGUAGGAGAUUCUCGUCGAUGUGGGCGAAGUAA
Messenger RNA from Alternaria arbusti, 2250 nucleotides. RefSeq lists its product as uncharacterized. The transcript has a single exon. The record is from RefSeq and is a predicted model, not a curated record. Lineage: Eukaryota; Fungi; Ascomycota; Dothideomycetes; Pleosporales; Pleosporaceae. Bases 1 to 2250 code for a protein of 749 amino acids.